UAGUGUCAAAAAAGUGUUGAAGCUAUGUCAAUGUUAAAAAAAGUGUUGAAGCUAUUUCUAGUGUUAGUUUUAGCGUGGUUAGUGUCACUUGUCACAAUUUGGAGGGAGUUUCGAAGUGGGAAUUUGGUAGUUCUAGAUGAAAGCAAGAUAAGUGAUCAUGCUUUGUAUAAAUAUAGGAUUCGCUAUGGAUUUGGGAACGAGUCUCUGUCUAGAUUCGAAAGUAGGUGCAACAAUGGAACGCCGGUUCGAAUAAAGGACAAAAUAAAGGGCAGUAUUCGGGCCCUAGUAGCCAAGGGGUGGGAGGACUACGCCUUCAACGAAUUUGUCAGUGAGGUCAUUCCUGUGAACCGGUCGCUGCCUGACGUUAGAGAUCACAGGUGUAAAGAAAUAAGCUAUCCCAAAGAUCUGCCUUCAGCCUCAGUGGUCAUUUGUUUCCACAACGAAGCCUGGUCUACGCUCCUUAGGACCAUACACUCGGUGCUCGACCGAUCACCAGAUGAACUACUCAAUGAAAUUAUUUUGAUUGACGACUUUUCUACCAUGAAGCAUCUAAAAGCACGUCUGCAAUUGUACGUGCAGAAGUUCCCUAAGGUGAAAUUGAUACGGACGGAGCGCCGCGAGGGAUUGAUCAGAGCUCGGGUGAUAGGAGUGAAACAUGCAGUCAGUGAGAUUGUGGUGUUUUUGGAUAGUCAUUGUGAGUGUGCUGUGGGAUGGCUCGAACCUUUGCUAGACCGCGUCCACGCGGACCCCGAAAUCGUUGUCAGUCCCCUAGUCGAUGUUAUCCUCGACACCACCUUCGAGUACAUAGCGCAAGACAUUUUCGACCUCAGAGUCGGAGGCUUCACUUGGGACCUCAAAUUUAUCUGGAUUGGAAUACCAGACUCCGUCGAAGAAAAGAGAACAGGAAUGGUGUCUGCUGUAAAGACGCCAAUGAUAUCGGGGGGGCUGUUCGCGAUAAAUAAGAAGUAUUUUGAGAAGAUUGGGUAUUAUGAUGAAGGAAUGGAGAUCUGGGGAGGAGACAAUUUGGAACUGUCGUUCAAAGUGUGGAUGUGCGGAGGGAGUCUGGAAAUGGUGCCUUGCUCACACGUCGGACAUGUUUUCAGAAAAAGGUUCCCUUACGAAGGGAGGACCAAUAUUAAAAGGAACUUAGUGAGAGUCGCAGAGGUGUGGAUGGACGACUAUGCCAAAUAUUACUACGAGAGAAUCAACUUCAAGAAAGGAGAUUUCGGUGACUUGACAGAAAGGAAGGAAUUAAGAAAACGUCUGAACUGCAAGUCUUUUGAUUGGUAUUUGAAAAACGUAUAUCCUGACAUUGAAGUUCCUGAUGACUUAGCGGCUAGUGGGAAAAUACUUCAUAUCGGUAAAUACGGACAUUGCCUCGACGCGCCGAAUCGCAUUCGGAAACCGCAGCAUGACGUACAGAUUGCCAAAUGUCACCAUGAAGGUGGAAAUCAGUACUGGAUUUAUGAAAAGGAAGGGGAGCUGCGUCGAGAUAACUACUGCUUAGAUUACAUGUUUGGUACCGUCAUACUUUUCUACUGCAAGCGGUCGGCCUCACAAAUCUGGCUCUACGAUUCAACGGUAGGUGAAACGAAAUACUGCCGCCCAUAUUGGGAUACCCUCCUUCAAUUGAGGAGGGAUUUAAAUCUUCUCGAAUAUGCAAGUAAUUUUAAAGGGAAAUUAGACCCACCUAUGGAGCGUAAGGCGUCCGCUGAGUCGCCCUUAACUGCGUAG
Messenger RNA from Cydia amplana, 1734 nucleotides. RefSeq names its product putative polypeptide N-acetylgalactosaminyltransferase 9. Bases 25 to 1734 code for a protein of 569 amino acids. Gene Ontology annotation, molecular function: polypeptide N-acetylgalactosaminyltransferase activity. The transcript has 10 exons. Gene Ontology annotation, biological process: protein O-linked glycosylation. Lineage: Eukaryota; Metazoa; Arthropoda; Insecta; Lepidoptera; Tortricidae. Gene Ontology annotation, cellular component: Golgi apparatus. The record is from RefSeq and is a predicted model, not a curated record.